AUGGGUAAAGAUGAAGAUCAAGUCCAAACCCAGUGUGGGACCUGCCAGCUUGCGGCAGACAGGGAGGAAAGUUACACUGUAUUCAUUAGCGAGGAUUGGAGAAGCUCUUUCAUGCAGUACCUAACAGAAGGUAUCCUGCCACAAAGGCACAGUGAAAAAUACAAGUUUAAGAGGUUGGCAACACGUUACUUCUUGCAUAACGUGGUCCUUUUCAAAAAAGGAUAUGAUGGAGACCCUUUGAGGAUCAUCAGUGACAACGACACACCAUUUGUCAACAGUGAUGUAAGGAGAAUGCUAGAGUUCUACCAAGUCAAGCACCACAGGUCAUCACCUUAUUACCCUCAAGGGAAUGGGCAGGCAGAGGCAACAAAUAAAACUCUCAUAAAGAUCAUCAGCAAAAUGAGCCAAGAGAAUACGGGAGGAUGGGCAAUGCAGCUGUCGGAUGCUCUCUGGGCUUACAAAAAAUCACCAAAGUUAGCCACAGGCUUUUCACCAUUGUCCUUAGUCUACGGAACUGAAGUAGUGAGUCCGACAAAAAUAAUGACACUGUCCUUGAGGGUCAUGCAGAUGCGAGAAAAAGAAAAAGAGGGAGAAGUCUUCGUGGCAGAAAGGUUCAAGAACCUAGAAGAGCUUGAUGAAAAGAGAGAAGAAGCCCAGGAACGCAGCCGAAGAUACAGGCAAAAGAUGACUGAAGCCUACGGCAGGAUGACCAAGGAAAGAGUGUUUGCGGAAGGACAACUAAUGCUAAAGGUGGCAGACUAUGUUAGGCGAGGCCUAGCAGGACCAUCCAAGUUUACACCAAAGUGGGAGGGACCCUUGUGA
This is a messenger RNA of Quercus robur (English oak), 822 nucleotides long. RefSeq lists its product as uncharacterized. Gene Ontology annotation, molecular function: nucleic acid binding. The coding region runs from base 1 to 822 and encodes 273 amino acids. The transcript has 2 exons. Gene Ontology annotation, biological process: DNA integration. The record is from RefSeq and is a predicted model, not a curated record. NCBI's taxonomy places the organism in Eukaryota, Viridiplantae, Streptophyta, Magnoliopsida, Fagales, Fagaceae.